Molecule: messenger RNA, 4158 nt
Organism: Porites lobata
Lineage: Eukaryota; Metazoa; Cnidaria; Anthozoa; Scleractinia; Poritidae
Source: the annotation of a GenBank genome assembly
AUGUUGCCCAGUAUCCGGACAGCUGGCCCAGUAUCCGGACACAACAAUAACAACGUAUUUAUUGUACACAAAUUUCGACAGGCAAGCAACUUAUAAGGUUCUCUUGCACUUGCAAAGUAGUCUGGCAAUCGAUUCAAAAAAUAUAACCUAGCAUCGUGAAAUAAAACAUAACAAAUGACUGGGGUAUGGUGGGGAACGCGAGCCGGGUUGUUAAAUGGCAUAAUUCUUACUUCCUUGUCUAGGAACUUUUUUACUGAUUUAAGGAAGACAUCCGUGGACAUGUCGAAGCCGCGGUUUGCUAGCUCCAUUAGCCAAUCUCCAAACGACUUUUUUUCUACAUUUUUUAAUUUAAAAAAAAGCUUGGGGAAGGGACCUCAAUGCGACGGUCAAAGCUCACUUUCCUAUUUAGUUCUGACCUGCAGUGUUGAUUUCUUCAAGCUCAGUCCCUACAGACCCUACAAUAAGCCUGCUUUUCUAGCACUAAUUCCUCCUUCUUUCACAUCUCUCAAUCCCUUUGUGACAUUUUCAGACCGUUGCAACCCCAUUCUACCAGUCACAGUGGGGAAAGUAUGAGAAUUCCAGGUUCAACUCCGACGCUUUCGGUUAUAUAUAGAAAAUGCAGUCACGGCGAAACAAGCGGCGCACACGAAAUCAAGUCGCCUCCGAAUUAGUGAAGAAAAUUUCCGUACGGAGUUGAGUACAAUUACAUUUUACGACUAUAUAAUAUAUCCUAAGCUUUAAUUAUAGUUAUAGAUAUGAAAUAAAUCUUUUGCGGAUAAUGUACGCAGCUAAUUCAUCGAUUCUGUACAGCAACUGUCCGGAUACUGGGCACCUGACAUCAAUACUUAGUGAAUAAUUCUGGGCUCCGUUAUUCCAAACAAAUUGAAUUUCAAGAAGAAUUAAUAAUUUUUCUGAGAACCUGACUUCUUUUAGUAUCUUCAAUUUAAGUAUAAAACCGUUUCUUUGAAAAUAUUUUAUAUUACCUACCCUUUUCUGAGCAGCACUAAUUUUACUGCGCAGUAAACAGCGUAAAUAUUAGCCAUGAAAUGUUUAUUCACCUGAACAGAACGGCGUCUUCUGCGACUGUUUCGCAAGCUUUCAACUCGCCAAAACUUUCAUCUUAAAGCCGAAAUAUUCAGCUUCUAUUCAAAAUACUUUGUUUACCGAUAACUGAAAAGGGUGUCUCAAAAAUUGAGUUUUUGUUGUAAGUAUCCGGAUACUGGUACCGUCCGGAAACUGGGCAACAUACUGUAUUCAUUUUUCGUUGCCUUUUCCUCGUAAAAUAAUUUAGCAAGUAGAACGAAAACAUACUCCUGAUGGGGUCAACGUUCAGUGAAUGACUGAUAAAUAUACUCUUUCGGUCAUUUAUUAGAUAAUUCAAACAAAUUAACCAAGCGUGUAAGGCCGAUUACACCGCGCACAAUUUUCAUUUACGAAAGCCACAAUGUGUCGUACGAAUGUCGUGGGUCUAAUUUACACGACACGAUCUGUCGUGAAGUCAUGACGCAUGCUAGUCGCGCACGAUAAUCUUAAGCAAAAAUCGUACCGUCUAAAUCAGCCUAACACGUCUGAUGUGUCGUUAAGAUGUGUCGCCUGCUCUAAAAAAAACAGAAUUGAGCCCGUGAUCAAAUAAAAUGCCAGCGGAUGCUCUUGUUUGAGAGCUGUCAAUUGACCUUCAUAAGCAAGGCGAAUAUUCGAAUAAAUGGACGGCGAAUAUGACAGCGUAGUGUAAGAUACUUCAUUCCGGCUUGUAGUGGGGGCGAAAUGCCGAAUCGUGUACCUGAGCCAACGUUGUUAGUUUUGUGAUAGUGGUCUGCACAUGUUCCAUUUCGACAACUGUCAAUUGACCUCGAUUUGGCUUGCACAUAUAACUUUAAACUACUGACAGCACUCCGCGGUGAAAGCGUAGUUUCAUUUUUAUGUCGGUAAAUGUGAUAUAUUACAGAGCUUACAUGUAGGGGCAAAACGGCUGGUAUUUUAUCUGAGGCCGCGAAAUGGUUAUGUGAUAUUGGUCAGCGGAUGUCUGAAUUUGACAGCUGUCAAUUCAUCUUCAUACAGAGGACGGCUUACAUAACUGACAGGCUAGUGCCAAUUUGUGCAAGAUCUAAUGUGACCUUUGACAUCGGCUUACAUGUGGUGUGUACACGGGUUAGCAAGCGGGCGUACGCUACGUCAUAACCAAAUUUUCUUGCUUUCAUAGGUUUCCAAUUUCUCUUAGCAAUGGGACUUCGCCGCGAAAGCGCGGGCGGAAGCUCCACUAUAAUUUCCAACAUUUUCCUUUUUACAUUACCAUUUAUGUAAGAACUUGUUAAGGCUAACUUGGGAAAAUGUAAGUUCUUAGUCGCGGGUUUUUACUGUAUCACACUUUUCUCUUUAUCUUGAUAGAGGACAGUGGAUGGCUAUGAAGUAGAUUCUCACUCAAGUUUAGUAAAACCUUUGCCCACUGCCUUCAAAACAGCUGGAGUUGUUGUGCUAUUGUUCAUCUGGUGGCAAGAAGCAUGUAAUUGUGCCCUUCGCAAGAAAAUCAAGGCUCCAAACCCCAAGGGUUGGCCCAUAUUUGGCAAUAUGCUUCUUAAUGGGGUACACCUUUUGUUGUGUAACUACAUUAAAAAUCAUGGCAAAGUGUUUUCUUUUAAUAUGUUUGGAAAGCCAAGUCUUGUUAUUGCUGAUCCUGACAUCCUGAAAAAGAUUCUGGUGAAAGAUUUCUGGAACUUCCGAAAUCGCUUCGCGGUAAUGAAGACUGAAGAGCAAUUGCCACAAGCGUUUUUCUUGAACGCGAUGAUGCUUGGAGGCGCAUCCGCGCCACGCUUACCCCGUCGUUCAGCGCAAAGAAAAUGAAAGGGAUGGUAUCCCUGAUCGAAGAUAGGUUGAGAGAUUGAUGCAAACAUUAGAAGGCGUUGUCAAUACAGGAAAGUGGGGUAAUUAUUUGAACAGAACUUGUUCUAAAUGGCCUUUUUUCUGCAUUGUUACAUUCACAUCCAGUUAAAGGCAAGUUCAUAAAUCAUGAGGCUUCGAACGAACAGAAUGCCACCCAUGCUUCAAAUUUAAUUUUCAAUAAAAUUGUGAGAAAUUUUUUUGUUUUCCAUUCAGUUGGAAAGCUUAGAAAAGUGUUCAAAUUUAAUGAAAACGCUAGCAAGGGAUAGUUUCUCGUAAAAUGCGCUCAAUUUUAUAUCUCCCCUCACUUUUUCCUUUACGAUUCAGAACAGUUUAAGCACAGGAGCACGGGAGGCAAGUCUUCUGAAAAUGUUUAAGGAAUUUAGUUUAGCAUGAGAUGAAUUUUCAUAUGUUAAGUAACUGCUUUCAUAUAAACCCUUCAUCGCGCACUAAAAUCUGUAUCAAAGAACUGUAAUUUUGUCAGUCAACUUAGUUGACCCAACUCAUCUUGGUGUUGGCUCUUAUUUAUCUGUUGAAGCCGCAGACCAUUCUAAUCAGUACUUUAAGCGAAUAUGUAGACAUGUUAGACUCCUUCAGUAGCGACGCUGGAAGUUAAACUCUCCACCGCGUUUGGUUUCGAAACGACAUUACAAAAGACAAAGAAAGGCUGUUAUUUAAAAACGUGAAGGAGGUUUUUCGCACUCCUUGGAUAAUGGACACUUUAAGACGGCUUCCUUUUGGAAUAUAUCUUUUGAGGAUUCUGGCACAAAUCAUGCGCACUCCAAGCUCAGUAACUUCAAAAAGCUCGCCUCAGAGAUCUUACAGCAAAGGAGAAAAACUGGGCCAACAGGAAGACAACUGGAUUUGAUGCAUUUGAUGCUGACAGCGAACGAGGAUUCAGCUGAAAAGGGAUCAUCCAAACUCACCGAUGAACAAAUAAAUGGCCGGUAUCAGAUCUUUCUUUUCGCACGUCACGAAACUUCGAGUAAUACUUUGGCCUAUAUCAUGACCUACCAGCUGGCCCUGAACCAGAAUGUAAAGGACAAAUUAAGAAAGGAGAUCAAUGAAGCAGUCAAGAGAAAGCCUGAAAGCUCUCUGUACGACCUUUCUCAUGACAUUGAUUAUCUUGAUUGUGUUAUAAAUGAAUCACUGCGACUAAAUCCACCUUUGGCUCAGGUUAACUGUGAAUGUGUCGACGACAACAAGUUUAAUGAUAUUUAUAUCCCCGCAGGACAACAAGUCAUCAUUCCUGUGUAUUUUCUGCAUCGUGACCCUGAUGUCUGA